AUGAGAGGAUCCCGUUUGAUAAGCCAUUCGCAUCAGCAGCGAAAUUGAAAUAGCAAAGCAAGAUCAUUGAAUAUUUGGCAUCGGAAGAGAGAAGCUCGACUUGUGCGACGCCAAAUUAAAUAAAAACGCAACCAAAAACAGCUCUUAUCAGUUAUGGAGCUUAAGUCACAGGUCUGGAUGAAGUGCGGUCUUCUCUUCACCCUGGUCAUGAUGGCGAUCUUUGUAGAGUCUGCACACACAGAUGGCGAGGAUAAGCUUACGCCGAAAGAAAUAUUUAAUAUUGAGCGACGAUUGCGAAAGGAAAUAGAGCAGAUAGAUGAGUAUGAAAAAGCGGUAAAUGUCACGUACAUAAGACUUCCGGCGUCUGCCGUGGAUCCAAACAGUCGUUUAGGGAUAUUAAGUCGAACGUAUUAUAGAAACGACGUACAGCUUUCACUGAACAGGCUAUUAUUGGAUUUCAGCACAUUGUUGGAAUAUACACGCGAGCCUACGUAUGCGGUAUUGAUAAAAAAAAUUUGCAGAGAAACAGAUUUUAAGAAAAAACUCAGAUAAAAGUUUCAAUUUCGGUUUCCAUAUUACUUUUUACUAUAGAUUUGAUAGUUUUGUAGCAGAGCUGGCGAAUGGCAAUCAGCUAAACCCCAAUAUUACAUGCAGGGCUCGCCAUUCGCCCCAGCAAUUCCUUUACUCGUUCUAUAUGAAUAGCGUGCUAUACGCAGCAAAGGAAUACGCCUUAAUUCAGUGGUCCAAUCUAAACCUACAUAAGACGGCAGGCGGUUCUUAUGCCUUUUAUGAAAAAGUAGCUAGGGAAGAAUACGGGAAGAGGUUGGAUCGUGCGCAGACUGUGAUAAAGGAUCUUAUAGUCACCGAGGAUCGCAAAGUUUGGCGCUGCGAUCCGGAGGAACACAAGCUGGGGGAAACCUACGAGAGGGUCACCCGCUUCCUGCAAGGAUAUAUCACUAAUGAGGUGGAUUUAAGCAAGGACGAGACUUGCAUGAACGAAUGUACCGACUACAAAUUCACUAAAGAUGAGGGUUACACAGAAAGUCCUUUCUCUCCCACGCACUCCAGAUGCUCUGGUAACGUCCAUGAUUGCCGCUAUGUAGAGUCCGAUAUGAUGGUGUGUGAGGCGGAUGACAGCUCCGAUAGGCGGUACGAGUUCAUCCAGUACGAGAGCGGACUCGUGUACGGCCAAAAGGGCAUUUGCAGCAAUAGCUUUCACAAUGUAGAAAGCUGGCAUCGCUGGAUUUUCUGGAGAUGCAGCUACUGCCUGUGUUUGUGCGAUGAUACUAGCGAUCAGUCAGAUCGCUUCUUUAGCCUAAGACCUGUGCUAUCCGAUGUGCAGAGGAACAGAGUCGUGACGGGCGUGCAAUUUGUGAAGCGCAAUCGAAUUUUCCACCUGCAGAUACAGGAGGGUGUGCUCUUGCCACAUGGAAUCAUCAACCAUACCGAAUGGAAGCCCGUAGACGAGUUCAAAGUCUCCGGAAAGGGUGUGUGGAAGGACAUAGACUAUCACGAGCUGAGCUAUAAAAGUCGUUCCAUUGACCUGGAUGAGGUGAAAGUGGAAAACAAUUCUGUGGUUACCGGGCUGCGUUUCCAAGUGGUGGGAACCCAUCUUAACUUACAGGCCCGGUUCAGCGAGAUCGAUUUUGAGAGCGGCCAGCUAAGAGGGGAAAGCUUCUGGAAGUUAGGGGGCGGCGAUCAACCAAGGCAAAAAUUGCACCUGGAGAGUCCCAACGUGCCCACGCGAUCCAACUCUACAGUUCCACUUUCAAGCGAUAACCAGUACAUUGAUUUUAUCAAUACCGGAUUUAAAGAUGAUGCUGCCCAGACCACAGUGCCCUUUAUCGAUAUCCAGGAAGUAACCUCGGACUCACCGGUACCGCUCUCGGGAAUCGGUAUAUAUUACAAGGGCCUUCAUGGCUAUGGCGGCUUCCUGGCUCCCAAGCUCAUCACCUAUGACUACUCGCCCUACAUCCAAGUGCCCACAUGGGCUCCCUCUAGGGUGCCUGACGAAAAAACAUCAUCAUCGGAAAAUACAUCUUCAGAUAUUAAGAUAUCAUCAGAUGUAAAGAUAUUAUCAGAAGAAGAGACAUCAUCAGAUAAAAAUAUAUUAAGAGAUAAAAAGACAUCAUCAGAUGAAGAGCCAGAAAAUUAUGAUGAUUAUUAUAACGAAUAAAAACAAACGAAGUUUCUUCAACGAAACAGAAAAAAAGUUUCGCAAUAUAAAAUAAAUUUCCAAAAUUAGGAACCACACAGAAAAUUUUGAUAAAAACACUUUUUUGUACGAACUAAUAACAUUAUAGCUGAAAGUUAUUUAAUUAAAAAUGUAA
Drosophila subpulchrella is the source of this 2330-nucleotide messenger RNA. RefSeq lists its product as uncharacterized. The transcript has 6 exons. The record is from RefSeq and is a predicted model, not a curated record. Lineage: Eukaryota; Metazoa; Arthropoda; Insecta; Diptera; Drosophilidae. The coding region runs from base 695 to 2176 and encodes 493 amino acids.